Diversispora eburnea is the source of this 3588-nucleotide messenger RNA. NCBI's taxonomy places the organism in Eukaryota, Fungi, Glomeromycota, Glomeromycetes, Diversisporales, Diversisporaceae. The record is from the annotation of a GenBank genome assembly.
AUGGCCACUCGACGACGUGUUAUCCGAAAUGUGGUUCCUAACAAACCUCCUUUGAUAUCCUUAAACAUAUGCUCAGCGCCUCAACAAAGAUAUAUAGCUUUUACAAUUUAUGGUUUUUUAUCAUCACUCAAAGCAUAUAAUUAUCUUUCUUAUACCGAAUCUUCGUUUUAUUCAACCGUAUUAUACUGGAGUUUGUUGGAUGUGAUUUUCUUUAUUGGUUUAUACACAUUUCGAAUACCAUGGUUACAAAAACCUUUAGGGUUUUGGUUUAUAUGCAUUUUUGUUUCUGGUUUUAUCAAUAUUACUUUUCUUAACCCUCUAUGGGUUUAUGAAGUUGCAUUAAAAAAAUUCAUGGCUGACAUAAUAACUUCGUCGUCUUUACUCAUUCGACAGCAAGUCAAUAGGUUAAAAGGUGAAAAAGUUCGUGCGGUUAGUAAAGAGGAAGAUAUUCAAAUAGAAGUUGUGAGGCACAAUACUUCUCACAUAAAGGGAAAACAUACCGUACGAUUAUUACCAUAUGCCACCGCUAAAUUAAAUCCAGACGAAGAAAAAUUCUGUUUGCAAAGAUCAAAUGUUAAAAAAAAUCAGCAUACAAUAGAAUUACCAAUAUUAUUCAACAAAACUUAUCCAGAGUCUAUUACGUAUUCAAGAAUAGAUUUUGAAACUAACGCCAAGACUCUACAUCAAUUUUCGUCAAAGGAUAUUGAACAACAUCGUAUCAUGGAUGUAGUUCAAGAUGGUGUUUAUGUCUAUAUACCGAUUAAUCGACCAGGUGUAUAUAGAAUCGAGGAAUCUUCAGAUAAAGAUGAAAUGGGGAUAAAAAUUUACAGAAAGGAAGAAAUUAUAGUUUAUUGUCCUACAGCUAAAUUGGUUCCAAAAUCAGAUUCAAGUUUAUGCAUCGAAGACGAGAUAUAUGUUGAUUUAGUAUUAGAAGGUGUACCCCCAUUAAAUAUUCAUUACGAACGAAAGGUGAAUGAUGCUGCGGUCAAUAUGACAAUAGACGGUAUUGGGUCGGAUUACGUGUCAUCUCAAUUAAAUCAAGCAGAAUCCGAUAAUUAUCAAUGGGCUCGUGAUCAAUUAAUUCGUGUACAAUUAAAUAUUACAGCCGAUACAGUUGCGGCUUACUCCUUAAUAGUCUUACAAAUUCAAGAUGUUUUAAACAAUACACAUGCGUUUUAUGAUGAGGAAACUUUAAAUACUAUGGCCGAUUUUUUUGUGUAUCCAAGACCUACUGCAAACUUUUUUCUUGACUCUCCCGUGUAUGUUCGUCCUAACAAAAACGCCAAUAUUCAAUUAGCUCUAAGAGGAAGAGGACCUUGGAAAAUAGGCGUUGGAUAUUGGUCUGAAGAUAUGACAGAAAACACAGAAAUUUCAUCUGUCAAACCAAGUGAAAUAUUUGACGUAGUAAUAGAUCUUCGUAAUGAGAAUAGCAGGUUUAUGAAAGUUAAUAAGCCUGGAAUAUAUAAACUUCUUUCUGUAUCUGACUCCCGAUGUGUUGGUGAAAUAUUAGCACCAUCUUCAAAAUCUUUGUUUAUUGCAUAUCCUCCAACCGUCAAAAUGGAAACCAAUCCUAUACCAGCUGAGGAUUGUCCUGGAGAAAUAGGAAUUGAAAUAAUCUUAUCUUUAACUGGAAAUCCUCCAUGGAAUCUCGAAUAUAAAUUCGGUAAUAAACGCAAUAUUGAAAAAGUCGAAAAGUCAAGACAUUCAUUAACCAUAAAGCCAGAAACCUCAGGACAAUACGAAUAUAUAUUUUAUCGUCUAUCCGAUCAAAUUUAUACUGAAGGUAUUAAUAUAGAUCAUCGAUUUUCACAAACCGUUCAUCCAAAACCUUAUGCUUCUUUCCGUGAAGCGAAUAUUCAAAUGUUAAACAGUUGUGUUGGAGAUAGUGUUGAUUUAGAAGUGAUCUUCUUCGGAACGGGACCAUUUGAUUUAAUUUAUGAAGUGGUAUAUAAUCGGAGAAUCAAUGAAUUUACUAUAGCCGAUGUUCAAGGAACUAGUCUUAGAAUUGCUUCACCUCCAUUUGACAAUCAAGGUUUAUAUACUGUAACUUUGGUAAAGAUUACAGACUCUAAAGGUUGUAGUCAAUAUCUUAAUACAUCAAAUUAUAUUACGAUCGAUGUUAAGAAAGAUAAACCUACAGUUGGAUUUAGGUCUGCACAUGAAGUGAUCACAUUUCUUGAGGGUAAAACUGUUAAAUUACCAUUGCAAUUAGCUGGGCAUGCACCCUGGGACAUUUCUUAUCGUUAUAUUGGGGAUGAUAAAGUUCAAAAGGAACGCAAUUUACGAAAUCCAAAUUCUUACUUAACCGAAACUAAACCUGGUCGUUAUGAAUUAUUGGAAGUUAAAGAUUCAUUUUGUUAUGGAAUAAUAAUUCCAGAAUUAAAGGAAAUUGAAGCAAGAUGGUUGCCUCGUCCAUCAAUGAGAAUAUCUGAUGGUGAAGCGGAACCUUUGCCUCAAAAAGAUUAUUAUCGUAGAAAGAAUGUUUGUGAAGGAUUUGAAGACACGAUUGGUUUGGUUUUUGAAGGUCGAGCUCCCUGGGCAAUUUCUUACGAUAUAAUCAUGAGUAAUGAUCAAAUUACAAAUCAACAAGUUGUAGGGUUUCCUACAACCAAAAUAAAACUAAUGACAGAAAAAUCUGGACAAUAUAUUUAUAACUUUACAAGCAUCUCUGAUGAUUUAUACACUGAACCAUAUCCAUAUUUACUUGUACUUGAACAAACUGUGAUUUCCAAACCGACUGCUCAAUUCAUUAAUAGAGACAUCUUAUAUCACUGCAUUGGAAAUCCUUUUAUGGAACCUCUUGAAAUCAGUAUAACAGGUGUCGCACCUUUUGUUCUACAAUUCGAAAUUACUCACGAAAACGACAAUAAAAUAGAUACCAUUACAAUUGAAGAUAUUUAUAAUACAACAUAUUAUUUUUAUCACAAGAAUAAAUUUACAAUGGUUGGAGGGUAUACAAUUUCAAUAGUACAUAUUAUGGAUUCGCAAGGUUGUAGCAAUACCUUACAGGAUAAAUUUUUGGUUCAAAUUACGGAUGUUGCGACUAUUGAUCGGACAUUACCUCUACAAAUACAUUGUGUUGGUGAUUUAUUAGAUUAUUCAUUACAAGGUUUACCUCCGUGGAACAUAACUUACGAGUAUAAUGGAGAAUUAAAAUUUGCAAUUUCGAAAAAAUCUAUUUUUACAUUUGGAGCUGACAAACCAGGAAACAUGACAAUUACUAAAAUCUGUCAUCAAAAAAAUCAAUGCUGUGGAUCUGUUUCAAAUUUAACAGAAAUAAUUUAUGAUUUACCCACAGCUAUUCUUUCAGAAGGAAAAGAUAUUAUAUCAGAUAUUAGAGAAGGAGACAAAACAGAAAUUAUCAUUGAUUUCAUUGGUGUACCGCCAUUCCGAUUUACUUAUACUAGAAGUAAAUUAUUGACGAAUGGUAAAGAACGUAAACCGGGCCGUGUUUUGGAAACUCAGACAGUACUUAAUAUUCACAAAUACAAUUAUACAAUUUAUACAGCACAACAAGGUGUUUUCCAAGUUAAGUAUGUGGGAGAUCGAUAUUGCGAAUAUCCUCGAAGAUCAGAAAUUAAACAUUAA